AUGGUGUCUCCAUCGGUUACUGUUAUCAUUAUUACGUCAUCAACCUUUAUCGGACAUUGCUGUCCAAUAGAUGUUGUAGUAGCUAACGGGCAGGAACCCGGUCAAACUGGGGCACCAACGGUUUUCAUGGGACACAUAUCACAUAACGGAAAUGAGGGUGAUAUAUGGGAUGUACGGAAAAUCUUCAACCGAGAAGUCCAGUCUCCUGGGUGCGAAAUGGAAGGUGUACAAACAGGCGAAUAA
Molecule: messenger RNA, 243 nt
Organism: Paraglomus brasilianum
Lineage: Eukaryota; Fungi; Glomeromycota; Glomeromycetes; Paraglomerales; Paraglomeraceae
Source: the annotation of a GenBank genome assembly